Molecule: messenger RNA, 1499 nt
Organism: Alnus glutinosa
Lineage: Eukaryota; Viridiplantae; Streptophyta; Magnoliopsida; Fagales; Betulaceae
Product: probable isoaspartyl peptidase/L-asparaginase 3
Exons: 7
Coding region: 22-1011 (329 amino acids)
Biological process (GO): protein deglycosylation
Molecular function (GO): N4-(beta-N-acetylglucosaminyl)-L-asparaginase activity
Source: RefSeq, a predicted model, not a curated record
UCUUUCCAUAUAAUUUGAUACAUGUUUCCAACCCAGCAUAUAGGAGGAAAACUUUUGUUCUAUAAAACCAAAAACAGUAAAUAUAUCUCUCAAGGUGAAAUAGCAUCUGCACUUCCUCCGAAUCCCGAAGAUUUCCUCUCCAUGGCUACCAAAAGCCUGAUCUUGCCUUGUGUCUUGCUUCUUACGUUGCUCCAUCUGGUAUUAGGACAUGGAGCUGUGAAUUCAGGUCAGUACCCUCUGGUUGUGAGCACAUGGCCCUUCUUAGAGGCUGUUAGAGCCGCUUGGAGUGCCGUUGAUAGUGGGUUUUCAGCCGUGGACUCGGUUGUGGAGGGUUGUUCGGCUUGUGAGGAACUGAGGUGUGAUGGAACAGUUGGGCCUGGUGGAAGUCCAGAUGAGAAUGGAGAAACUACAAUUGAUGCUCUCAUCAUGGAUGGGGUGACAAUGGAGGUUGGAGCUGUUGCUGCUAUGAGGUAUGUGAAGGACGGUAUCAGAGCUGCUAGAUUAGUGAUGCAGCAUACUAAACACACUUUGCUUGUCGGAGAGCAGGCCUCAGUGUUUGCCAUUUCAAUGGGUCUUCCAGGACCCACGAACCUUAGUUCGUCUGAGUCUAUGGCAAAGUGGAGUAAAUGGAAGGAAAAUCACUGCCAACCAAAUUUUUGGAAAAAUGUUCUACCUGACAAUAGUUGUAGCCCAUAUCAUCCAAGGGAUUCUCUUGACCUUACUGAAGGGACGUGUUCCAAAGCCAAGCUGAUGGAGACUAUUGAAUCGAGAUCAUCUCUUGUUGGUCCUCACAACCAUGACACUAUAUCAAUGGCUGUGAUUGAUAAAAUGGGGCACAUUGCCGUUGGUACAUCAACUAAUGGAGCAACAUUUAAAAUCCCUGGAAGGGUAGGUGAUGGACCCAUUACAGGAUCUUCAGCAUAUGCCGACGAUGAAAUUGGUGCAUGUGGUGCAACUGGAGAUGGUGACAUUAUGAUGCGCUUCCUUCCAUGGGGGCAUUUUGGUCUUUAAACAAAAAUUAACGCCCAAAAAUGGAAUAUUCCAUCCAAGUUAACGGAAUCUUCUGACGGAUGGGGGCAUGUUGACAAUGACUGGUAGUUGAUGGGGGGAAAAGGUAAGUACCCCUAAGCUUUACUAAGCUUAGUAUCAUCUUCAUCUCUUUACAGAGUAAGAAUAUAGGCUCAUUUUUGGGCUUAAUUUGGAUUGGCUUGCUUUGUUUCACUAAGCACAGUAACCUUGUUGGAUGGGGUAAAUACUAAGCCUGCCACCGACAUCAGCCCAAUCAUGUUUGCCUCUUUGUUUGCUGCACCUCAAAACUGCUGAUCCCGUGGAAGGUUUAUGCACAUAAUUUAUGAAUAUGUUGUGGAUGUGUCAGGCAUGCUUGACUGCCUACUGCAUUUAGUAUAUCCACUUCUGGUUUGUUCUCACACUUGAAACAGUCCCUAUUUUAGCAACACCUGAUAUACCUUUAACCAAAAAUCUUGUUUUAUGGUCUGUUU